GCCCACAGUAGACGAACACACAGACACACAGGAGCAACCUCUGCCCCUGAAUUACAGCACUGCCACACCUCCAGCUAUCUGUAAUCUCCCUUAGUUGUCCACAGAGUGCAGGGUAAAGAAAUUGCAGAAAGAGGGGUGAAGAGGCAGUGAAAGGUGCCACUGACAGCAAACGUCACAGGAUUUAAAGGAAGAAAGAAAACAAAUCAAAGGAACAACAUAAUGGCUUGAAAGAGAGGAAGAACUGGAUAUAUUUCUUUCCUUAUAGGAGUCAAGGAAUUUCAAGGUGAGAGGGCCUUUUUAUCCUUUCUUUCAUCAUGGUGGACCUGUUCCUAGACCGAGUUCUGGUGGAGAACAACUGGGACCAGGAUGAACUCAACACGGAGCGAGAGAUCAUUGCGAUUAUCGAAAACCGCAUCCUGAUGCUGUUCUUUGCAUCUGCGGAGUGUGUCAAGUGCCAGGAGUUCCUGCCUGUUCUGAAUGACUUUUUUAAGAGACUGAAAGAUCCAGCGUACAUUGAAUACCCCAAACUGCUCGCACUCAUCUACAUCAGCUUGGACCAAUCAGAGGCACAGCAGGAGAGAGUCCUCAAAGAGCUGCACAAAAAGGUUUUGUUUUUGGCCUUUGAGGAUCCAUACAGGAAAGAACUGCAGGCCAAGUUUAAGGUGAAGGAUGUACCAACAGUUGUGGUCAUUCGUCCUGAUGGCUCCAUCCUCUCUCCAAAUGCUGUGCAGGACAUCUGUCGUUUCGGUUGUGACUGUUUCCGUAACUGGCAGGAAUCAUCAGAGCUCAUUGAGAGGAGCUUCAUGCUCAAUGAGGAGUUUCAAAACCUAAAUAUGCGUAGUGCCACUGACCCUGUGAGGAGACUCAAGUAUAAGACAGAGGACGACAAGAGGAAAAAGAGAUGGUGGAAUUCAUUGGGGAAGGGCAAAGAUGAAAGUCAAGAGGAGGAGGAGAAAGAUGGAAUGCGCGAUAGAAAGAGAAAAGACGGAGAUAAAGUAACAGGGAGGAAACGAUGAAGAGAAAGAAUCAAAGAAAAAACACAGUCUUUUGUGUUGGUUGUCUUCAAGUCAAGCCUCGUAAAUACUUAAUCCUUUGUCACUGACACUGCAGCCUCUUCAGAGGCUCUCUAAGAAACACUUGACAAUGGGAUGUGCAGUAAAAUUAAAAAUUAAAAAAGCCCACUGAAAAGAGCUCCUCCUGGUAUGUAGAAGCUACUGUGCCUCUCUGCACAGAUCACACAAAACUUUGAAAGAAAUGAAAUAAGAUUGAGUUGCUCUAAUAUGCUACAAAUAUGCUACUACUACUACUACUGUUACUACUGAUAACUAUUAUAUAUU
This is a messenger RNA of Sander lucioperca (pikeperch), 1337 nucleotides long. It is a transcript of the gene nxnl1, whose product is annotated as nucleoredoxin like 1. Lineage: Eukaryota; Metazoa; Chordata; Actinopteri; Perciformes; Percidae. The transcript is spliced from 4 exons. The record is from RefSeq and is a predicted model, not a curated record. Gene Ontology annotation, cellular component: mitochondrion. Gene Ontology annotation, biological process: photoreceptor cell maintenance. Bases 315 to 1016 code for a protein of 233 amino acids.